Messenger RNA from Lethenteron reissneri (Far Eastern brook lamprey), 1770 nucleotides. RefSeq names its product sphingosine 1-phosphate receptor 5-like. Lineage: Eukaryota; Metazoa; Chordata; Hyperoartia; Petromyzontiformes; Petromyzontidae. Gene Ontology annotation, cellular component: membrane. The record is from RefSeq and is a predicted model, not a curated record. Gene Ontology annotation, biological process: G protein-coupled receptor signaling pathway. Gene Ontology annotation, molecular function: sphingosine-1-phosphate receptor activity.
CACACUAUCGCCACCGACCAACUCCGCCAACCAUUCCCAAAGCCCUUCUAAACAGCACCCUUUUACGCACGCAUCAAGUGUCCGAACCGUUCGGUGUCUGCAAAGGCAUCUUGCUGAACACAAGUCAGAACCGGGGACCUUUCGCCCCAAAGCGUCGUCUCUCUUGAAAUCCUGUUUCCUUUUCUCAUUGACGACGAAUGUGUCGUGUUGGAAUUUGUUGCUGUUCGUGCUUCUGCACCACCACCACCAACCAUUCACUCACCACCGACGCAGCAACAGCAGCAGCGGCAGCGGUGGCAUCACGCAGCACGCUUUUGCCCAUGAAGAUUGCCAGGCCACUGGCAGUCGGGCUUGCUCGGCACCCACUCGGAAACUCGCCUUGAUCCCGGACUCAACAAAAUGGCGGACGCGGGCCCCUACUGGGAUGCGGGCCUGGUGCGCGUGCACUACAACUACACGGGCAAGCUGAGCCGGCCGGCUUCCUCACGGGGCCUCGGCGCGGCGGGGGCCCUGCUGCUCGCCGUCUGCGGCCUCGUGGUCGCCGCCAACUCGCUGGUGCUGGCGUCGAUCGCGUCGCGCCGCCGCCUGCACACGCCGGCCUUCGCCCUCCUCGCCAACCUCGCCCUCUGCGACCUGCUCGCCGGCGCCACCUUCUGCGCCAACGUGCUCCUGUCGGGCGGCGCGACCCCGCGGGGCCUCACGCCGGCGCUGUGGUUCGCGCGCGAGGGCAGCGUCCUGGUGGCGCUGGCGGCCUCCGUCUUCACGCUGCUCGCCGUCGCGCUCGAGCGCCACGUCACCAUGGCGCGCCUCAGGCCCUCGUCCUUGCCGCCCGCGGCCUCCGGCGGCAAGGCCGCUGGCGGGCCCGCGUCGCUCCUGGCCCCGGCGGCGUGCUGGGCCCUGGCGCUGCUGCUCGGCGCGCUGCCCUCGAUGGGCUGGAACUGCCUGGGAGCGCUGCCCACGUGCUCCGCCGUGCUGCCCCUGCACGCGCGCUCCUACCUGCUGUUCUGCGGCUCGCUGCUCACCGCGGCGCUCGUGGCCAUCGCGGGGCUGUACGCGCGCAUCUACUGCAGGGUGAGGGCCCGCCUGGCGCGACGCGCCACCAGGAGAGAGCUCCACCCCAGGUCGGAACUGGCAAGCGACGGCCGCGGCGGCGGUGGACGAGGCGGCGGCAGCGGACGAGGAGGUAUCGGAGGAGCGGCGGUGGCGCAGCAGCAGCAGCAGCGUCAGCGCCGCUCGUCGGGCCUGCGCUCGCUGUCCCUGCUGCGCACCGUCUCGGCGGUGCUGUGCGUCUUCACGGCGUGCUGGGCGCCGCUCUUCGUGCUCUUCGUGAUGGACGCGGCGUGCGGCAGCGCCCAGCGCUGCCCGCUGCUGCUCAAGGAGCGCUGGUUCCUGCUGCCGGCGCUGCUGCAGUCGGCGCUCAACCCCGCGGUGUGCGCUCUGGGCAGCCGCGAGCUGCGCCGGGCCCUGCUGCGGCUGCUCGAGGCGACGCCGCUGAUCGGCCGGCGCUGGCGGCACCGGCGACGGCGCUGGUGGCGGCGCUGGUGCCGCUGCUGGGACGACGGCGCCGGCGAGGAAGGGGCCGGAGGCGCCGCGGUCGGCGGAGAUGGCGCCGGGGGCAGCAGCGCCGGCGACGACGGGGGACGCGGGCCGAGGGGGCGGAGGUCCGGAGCCAUGUACAGCCGAUCGUACAGCGACUCCGCGAGCCCCGUGGGCGGCGGGGGGGCCAGCUCACCCGCCGGGCCGUGGCGGCCGAGCGCGAGCGUCGCGUGA